AUGACUUCCAAAGCUGUUACUGAGAAGGCGCGUCGCAGUAAGCGCCAAGCCGGCCUUGAUGUUAGUCCACAACUGUCUUUAACUGCGAAGAAACCUAAGCAGAAUGCUCCAAAGGUUAAUGCAGAAUUACAGUCACCAGCUGCAGAAAUGGAAGAUGUCGAGCUUACCGGUUCUGAAGAAGUCGAACAAGAUGCAGAACCAGAAGAAGAAGAAGAAGAAGAUAAAGACGAUGAGACUGAACCACCAGAAGAAGAAGAAGAUAAAGACGAUGACACUGAACCACCAGAAGAAGAAGAAGAAGAAGAUAAAGACGAUGAGACUGAACCACCAGAAGAAGAAGAUAAAGACGAUGAGACUGAACCACCAAUAAACAGAGUCAGCACUCCAUCGGAGACACAGACUCAACAGUCAGAUAACCAAGUGAAGAAGACAAGAGGUCCAACAAAAAUGCGGAAAGUCGCAAAACAUAUAGAGGACAAGGGAAGAUUCAACUUGACUGAAGAAUGGCAAAAGGAUGUAGUGUUCAAGCAGAUGGGUUGUUUGUGGAGGGCCUCUAAAUCUAGACUUUCUUUCAUGGUUAGAGCUACAAAAAACAAGGCUCAACUACAGAAGAUGAAACCCAACAACAUACAAUCUGCUACAUCUUGGAACAAUUGGGUGAAAGGAAGAUGUACUUCAGCUUUUCAGGAACAAAGUGAUAAGUACAGGGAACUCAGGAAGGGUCAAAUUCCUCAUACCACUAGCCGUAAAGGCAUGAUUCGGCUUGCAGAUGAUGUGAAGAAAAACACUUCCGAUCCUAAGCAAGUAACUAGAACUAAGGUUUGGGUUGCUGGUCAUACACAUUCUGAUAGAAGACCAGUGCAUGAAGAAUUCGCAGAUACCAUAGAGAAGAUAAAGAGAAUUGACAGUGAAAUGGACUCAAGUUCAGCAGAUAAUAUUGGUGAAGAUGCUGUCUCCCAGGUUCUAGGAAAAGAUAAACCAUGA
Brassica napus (rape) is the source of this 984-nucleotide messenger RNA. RefSeq names its product ABC transporter F family member 4-like. The coding region runs from base 1 to 984 and encodes 327 amino acids. The record is from RefSeq and is a predicted model, not a curated record. The transcript has 5 exons. Lineage: Eukaryota; Viridiplantae; Streptophyta; Magnoliopsida; Brassicales; Brassicaceae.